AUGGAGGUGCAGGUGUCUGAAGCUCUUCUUUGUGGUGUCUUUACUCUUGCUCUGGGAAUAUUUCUUCACUUCAUCUACAGGUGGAGGAUCCCUCCUUGCAACGGGAGACUUCCUCCUGGUUCUUUGGGCUUACCUAUUGUUGGUGAAUCAUUCCAGUUCUUCAAGUCAAGUCCUUCUUUGGACAUCACGGACUUUUAUAAGCUGAGGUUGAAAAGGUAUGGCCCUCUUUUCAAGACCAGCUUAUUGGGGAAGCAUGUAAUUGUCUCCAUGGACACGGAAGUCAACCGUUUUAUAUUCAGGCACGAAGAUAAGCUGUUCAGGACAUGGUACCCUAACACGGUGAAGAGCAUAUUUGGCAAGAAAACCAUGAGAGAUAUAGAAUCCAUUCACAAGUACGUGCGAAGCAUCGGAGGUCCCGUCUUUGCUCCCAAAAAUCUGAAGGAAGCGUUCAUAUUUGAAAUGGAGAAAACCAUCACAGAGUCCCUUAGAAGAUGGGCUACUAAUCCUAGCAUCGAGGUGAAGCAGUCUCUGAGAAAUAUGAUGUUUGAUCUUAUAAUCAAGAAGCUUGUUGGCUUCGAGCCCAAUAGCACAGGGUCCAAGGAGUUGAGAAAAAAUAUUGAAUUAUUCUUCAAGGGCGUGAUAUCCUUCCCACUUCUGGUUCCGGGGACAAAUUUUUAUCAAGCCAUGCAGGGAAGGAAACACGUGCAAAAAAUCCUAAAAGAUUUGUUGAAACAAAGGACUACUGCACCACAAAAAAAGUACGGUGACUUUUUGGACGUAGUUCUGGAUGAACUACAGAGUGGACGAGCAUUACUGGAUGAGAAUUUUCUGGUGGAUACCGUUGCUGGAUUCAUUUUCGCUGGUGUUGCAUUAACACCAACAACACUCACUGCAGGCAUGAAGUUCCUCACAGACAGUCCAAAUGUAGUGGAAGCACUCUCGGAGGAGCAUGAUACAAUACUCAAAAAUCGAGAUGAAACUCAACCUACAAUCACAUGGGAGGAGUUCAAGACCAUGAAAUUCACUGAUCAGGUUAUUAAUGAGAUACUUCGCUUGAGUAGCAAUGGCCCUGGGAUUAUUAGGCAGGCCUUGAAGGAUGUACAAUAUAAUGGCUAUACGAUUCCAGCUGGAUGGGUUGUCAUGAUCAGUCCCAUGUCAGUUCAUCUAAAUCCUGACAUUUUUGAAGAUCCACUCACCUUUAAUCCAUGGAGGUGGCAGGAAGAAAAUGCAAAUUCACUAAUGAAGCACUUCAUGCCAUUUGGAGACGGAAAAAGGCACUGCAUGGGUGCCAACUUCACUAAGUUUCAGAUUGCAAUGUUCCUUCACACCUUGGUGACCAAAUACAGAUGGAAGGAGAUCAAAAGAGGUGAAACGUUCCGUAUUGCAGAUCUUGCAUUCCCACAAGACUAUCACAUUAAACUGCUCCCUAGGUCCUGA
Messenger RNA from Setaria italica (foxtail millet), 1437 nucleotides. Its product is annotated as cytochrome P450 87A3. The transcript is spliced from 9 exons. The record is from RefSeq and is a predicted model, not a curated record. The coding region runs from base 1 to 1437 and encodes 478 amino acids. Gene Ontology annotation, molecular function: oxidoreductase activity, acting on paired donors, with incorporation or reduction of molecular oxygen; heme binding; iron ion binding. Gene Ontology annotation, biological process: sterol metabolic process. Lineage: Eukaryota; Viridiplantae; Streptophyta; Magnoliopsida; Poales; Poaceae.